Molecule: messenger RNA, 968 nt
Organism: Pistacia vera
Lineage: Eukaryota; Viridiplantae; Streptophyta; Magnoliopsida; Sapindales; Anacardiaceae
Product: two-component response regulator ARR4-like
Exons: 5
Coding region: 163-888 (241 amino acids)
Biological process (GO): cytokinin-activated signaling pathway; phosphorelay signal transduction system
Source: RefSeq, a predicted model, not a curated record
UUUGAUUUGAAAGAGAAAAACGAAAGAGACAGAUAAGACGUAUUACAUUACAGCAUAUAACAGAAGAGGCCACAGCGGCAGAGUAACCCUAUUGUUGCCUCUUCUAGUCUUCUUCAAGAAAGUCUUAAAUUGUGUUUUCUUGAGAUAGACAGUGAACCGGAAAUGACGACAAACGGCGUAGCUUCGUGGCGGAGGAUUUCUGAUAGGAUCGACGGUUUUGAUUUAUCACCGUCUGAUUCUGAAGAAGUUCAUGUUCUGGCCGUUGAUGAUAGUUUCGUUGACCGAAAAGUCAUCGAGAGGUUGCUCACUGUUUCUUCUUGCAAAGUCACUGCAGUUGAUAGUGGACGGAGAGCUCUUCAGUUCCUUGGAUUAGAUGAGGAAAAGAACGCUAAUAGCUUUGAUGGUUUAAAAGUGGAUCUGAUUAUCACGGAUUACUGUAUGCCGGGAAUGACAGGAUAUGAAUUGCUUAAGAAAAUCAAGGAAUCAUCAACUUUCAGGGAGAUUCCAGUUGUGAUUAUGUCGUCGGAAAACAUUUUGGCGCGCAUUGACAGAUGUUUGGAAGAGGGUGCAGAGGAUUUUAUAGUGAAGCCUGUGAAAUUAUCAGAUGUGAGACGUAUAAAAGACUACAUGACGAAAGACAUUAAAUUGGGAAAUGAAGGAAGCGGUGGCAAUAAGAGGAAGAUUCGCGAGACUUCUGAUCUUUCUUCAUCUCCACCGUCAACCCUUUCAUCAUUACCCUCAUCAUUACCGUCAUCACCACCUUCUUCACCGUUACAGUCAAUGUCUCCGUCACCCUCACAGUCAAUUUUUUCGUCGUCAGCACCCUGUUCUCCUUCAUCCACCUUCGAUUCUCCCACAAGACGGCUUAAAAUGACGCUCUCUGAUUAGAUCCCUGUCAUAUAUAUUUAUACUACAAUUAUUAAUCCUGCAAUCUCUGCAAUUAUCCGUUAGUUUUAACGGUUUUUGUU